Camellia sinensis is the source of this 2330-nucleotide messenger RNA. RefSeq lists its product as uncharacterized. NCBI's taxonomy places the organism in Eukaryota, Viridiplantae, Streptophyta, Magnoliopsida, Ericales, Theaceae. The record is from RefSeq and is a predicted model, not a curated record. Gene Ontology annotation, molecular function: DNA-binding transcription factor activity.
AUAAUAAAGCAGAACGGAUUUUAAAAAUAUGUUAGACACAAUUGUCCUACUAGGACAUUUCAAGGGUCAUGAUUUAUUUGUAUAUUCACAUGGAUGGCUCAGAUAAACCCCUUAAUUUUAUAUCAAUCCUAAAUAUACAUCUUCCCGCCCAAACAUUAAGCCUCCUCCCUACCCACGUCUCCCCCCAACUUCUCUGCUCUCCAACCAAAUCACGUCUCUCCUCCAUCCCUCUAUCUUCCCGCACGUCUCCCCCACCCUUCUAUCUUUAUCUCCCUUCUAUCUUUAUCUCUCUGAUCUCCAGCCAAAUCACAUCUCCCCUCCAUCCCUCUUUAUCUCUCUCUCUCUCUCUCCCUGUUCUUCUUCUUCCCGAAACUGCUCUCCUUCAACCACAGAACACCUUGGAUCCUCUGUUUCUCAACCGCUCAGGUAUGUGUAUAAUUCUUCCCGAAACUGCUUUACUUCACUUUACUUUGAAUUGAUCUCCUUCAACCACAGAUUUGGUUCGUCUAGCUGUGCUUCAACCGCUCAGGUAUGGCAAUCUCUAUCACAACUGUUCUUCUCACCCUUUAGAAUCAGAAUAAGGUUGUAAACUGAACUCAACAAUUUCUAUUAUUUUAAUAUGAUACGUGCCUUCAGUGAAUUUUGAAUUGAGACUAAGUAUCAAAAUUCAGUGAAUUUCCCGAAUCAGUGAAUCAAAAUUCAGUGAAUAAAUUCUGUCCUUCAACCACAGAUUCGGGAAUACUACCUUGCGAUCAGAAAAUUCAGUUAUUCACAAUUUUAAUAUGAUGUGUAUGAUUAACUGUAUUUUGAAUUGAGACUAAGUAAAUCAUAACCCAUGGUAUUGAGAAUAACAGAUUCAAUUUCGAUUUCAGUAUUGCUAGACGAUUCGAAAUGGAGGUUUCUCUGGGCUGAUUCGUAUGGAUUUGGAGGUCUGAAUCUGGGUUUACAGAGUGGGUUCAAUGUGGAAGAGCUCUCUUCAAUCCCAAACUUAAGGUCUUAUAAUUAUUACUCUGAUGAUCAACACUGUGGUCUCUGCCACAAGAAGAAGCGCGUUAAUGGAGAAAACUUUGGGUUAUCUCCUCCAAUCAAUGGCUGUGAUUUUCUAGGAUUGAAUCUACGAAACAAGCGAAUUGUCGACGGAGAGAAUCAGGAUCUCAGCAUGGGAGCUCUGGGUUAUGGGCAGUGGCAAUGUUGAUCAGGUGAAGAAGGAGCCUUAAGCAGGUGCAAGAGACUCAAUAGAUAGUGCUUUUUUUUAUCUAUCAAGUUUAAUUACUGAAAGUUGUGUAAUGUGUUUGUCAUGGAGAAUUGUGAUGGAGAAAAAAUAUGAUUUGAAAACUAAAAUUUUAUAGAGAAAAAAGCCCACUAAAAUGAUGAUGUAAAAACUUGAUUUUAUACAAAAUUUUCAUAUUGAUAUUUUUGACAAGAAUGAUAUGAUAUUAUGAUAAUAGCGUUUUUAAAACUACACAGCAUAAUGAUUUUGUUUUUGUUUUAAAGCAAUAGAAUCAAUUUUUCAAUAUAAAAUGAUGUGAAUUUUUUGCACCUUAAAACUACAAUGAUCAUGGUUUUGUCCUAAAAUGAAAGCUCCAUACAAAAACAAAUUGUUUUGUAUGAAAAUUCUAUUUAUAUAGUAUUAUCCUUGGAAAUAAUAAGAAAUUUUGAUUGGCUUUUUAAUUUAAAAUGGAUGAAUACGAAUUUAACACCAUAUCAUUUUGUAUAAUUUUUGUGUUUUUAAUUUAUACAUCAUUACUUUAAAAAAACACAUGCAUAAAAAUUGAUUACAAAAUUAAUCAAGGUCCUAUGACAUAUCUUUAAGAUCACUCUUGUAUUUUUUGAUUAUCUCUAUCGGUAUUUUCUGAUUUCAAUGAGUGGGGAAUUGAUGGACAAGGUGUGGGUUUUUUUUUACAAAUUUCAAUUAUAUACAUACAUAUAUGUAUCUCUGUGUAUAUUGACUUAUUUAUGUUCUGGAUCUUAUUUUUUGUCUCAGGCUUGCUUCGUUGUGGCAAGAGUUGUAGAAAAUUUGAAAACAUUGAUUUGAGUUGCUGGAUCUGCUUGAUUUUUGUUGUUGUUGUAUAAUAGUAUACAAUCUACUGGAACAACAAUAGAUCAUGCAUUUUCCCAAAACAUAGUAUAAUAGUAUAUCAAAUGUGUGUGUAUGAAGUGCUACUGCUGAAGUUUUGCAUUUGCAGAUGGAGGCAGUCGUUUGCAUUUCUAAAUUUUAUUCACUAAAUUUUUUAUUCAAUUCCGGAUUAAUUUUUUAUUCACUAAAUUUUAAUGGGUUCCUUAUUUUAAUAGUCUGAUAUACACACAUAUAGAAAUACUAAGAAACUUGA